Haliaeetus leucocephalus (bald eagle) is the source of this 9489-nucleotide messenger RNA. It is a transcript of the gene NSD1, whose product is annotated as nuclear receptor binding SET domain protein 1. Lineage: Eukaryota; Metazoa; Chordata; Aves; Accipitriformes; Accipitridae. Gene Ontology annotation, biological process: regulation of DNA-templated transcription. The record is from RefSeq and is a predicted model, not a curated record. Gene Ontology annotation, molecular function: histone H3K36 methyltransferase activity; protein binding. Bases 77 to 7210 code for a protein of 2377 amino acids. Gene Ontology annotation, cellular component: chromatin; nucleus. The transcript is spliced from 21 exons.
UUGGGCCAAGUUCAACAGACGCCCAUGGUGGCCAUGCACAAUUUGUCAUGACCCAGUGCUGGACUGUCACUCAAAAAUGAAAGUUUCCAAUCGGAGACCAUACCGAGAGUACUACGUGGAUGCCUUAGGAGAACCUUCAGAGAAAACCUGGGUUGCUGGGAAAGCUAUUGUACUCUUUGAAGGAAGACAUCAGUUUGAAGAGCUGCCUGUUCUUCGGAGAAGAGGAAAGCAAAAGGAAAAAGGCUACAAACAUAAGGUUCCUCAAAGAUUUAUGGCUAAAUGGGAAGUCAGUGUUGGACAGGCAGAAGACAUUCUUCUCGGUGGGCCAGAGGAUCAAAAGUGCAGCCAGAACUCCAGCGAGCUGGAUAGUGAGAAGGAAUUGCAGUCGGAAUACUAUGCCAAUGGCCCUGGAGCAGAAAGGGACAGGCAGCUGAAUGGCUGUUUUAAAUCCUUGGCAUUUGACUCCAGACACCCAGCCAGUGAAAAAGGAAAAUUGCACAUUAAGCCACAUGUGAAAAAAAGCUCUGACAGCAGAAAAAGGACUAGAGUAAAAAAGAGUGGUGCAAGAGGGGAAGCAUCUAGGGCAGAAAUCAGAGAAAAAAUGCCAGAGAGCAUAGUUAGAAGCAUGAUUGUUGGGGACCUACCAGAUAAACACGCGUCUCAUGAACUUCGCCGGAUUGCCAGCAGCCUAACAGCAUCCAGUAGCACCAGGGAAAACCAUUUGCUUUCCUCCUUUGGAGAAAGACGUUUUGAAAAGACACCUUUGAAACCGGGCUACGAGAAUCGUAAAAGUGAUGCUCUGAAGAACACUCUUCAAGGGGAUUUGUUUUCCAGUGCAUCUUUGGAGAGAGAGAAGAGCUCCCUGGGCAUUUUGUGCAGUUCCAAAUUACAAAUACACUAUUCUGCAUCUGAUGCUGGUACUGAGAAAAAGCAAACUGAAUCGGAUUCAUCCUCUUCCCUCUCAGAUGGUGGGAACAGUGAUGUAGACACCAUGGACCAAAGUUCAGAGAGAGCCUCUAGUGCUCUUGAAGUUAGUGAUUCUUCAGAUAAAGUGGAGAAGGAAUUUCCUAUGACGUCAAGUGGAAACAUUAAGCUUUCCAUGUAUCUUUCUCAGAAGAGCAACAGAAGGGCCAGGAAGAAGUCAUACAGAGAUCGCAAACUUCUGGGAGGUUCACUAACCAGCAGGCUUGAUGCUGAAUUUGCGGAUGGGGAGCUUGAAGUAGGCUUCUCUGAUGCUGAGAUGUCAUUGACGGCUCUUGAGCGCUCUUCAGAUGUGAGAAAUGACAAUCUUUCCCUAGCAAAGAAGCACACUACUCCCCAAAGUGUUUCCAAGGACAGCUCCUGGCCUGCUGUUGUAAAUCAAGCAAUCUUAAAACCUAAAAGUGUGAAAUUGCCCCGAAUCAGGAGUAUAAAAUGCAAACAUAAAGAAAAAGUUGCUGGGUUGGAGUCUUCUCGUGCAGAAGAGGAGGGUGGCGUGAAUCGCUGCUCUUCUGAUACCAAAGGUUUCUCUGGCCUUCAGAGAGAUUCUCUUCAGAGAAGCGGGAAAGUUGAUGGUCAGAAACUGUUAAACAACAUGCAUGAGAAACCCAGGGAUUCUGCUGAAAUAGAAACGGCUGUGGUGAAACAUGUCUUGUCAGAGCUGAAGGAGCUGUCUUACCGGUCCAUGAAUGAUGAUGCUAGUGACUCUGGCGCUCCAAAGGCCACAGUACCUUUACUUUUCUCUUCCGCCUCUGGUCAUGGUCGUUUGCCUAUUGAACCAGAUUACAAAUUCAGCACCUUGUUAAUGAUGUUGAAGGAUAUGCAUGACAGUAAGACAAAAGAGCAGCAACUGAUGACUAGUCAAAAUAUAGUCCCAUUUCGAAAUACCAGCACAGCUGAUGGUUCUGCAAGCAAUUCCACGAGUGGUCUGAAGUCCUUGUCUAUUGUAGGUCCCCCAUAUAAAAUAGAAAAAAAUGGAGAUUGUGUCCAGGAAACAGUAAAUCCAAACUCCGCUCUAAGCAACUCCUCAUUUUCAUGCAAUCCUCCAACCAAGUUGACGGGGAUUGGUACUAGUAAAAGGGAGCCCGCAAGUACUGCUGUUUCUGGGACAAAUGGCACAAAUUGCAUGCCCAAACGCAACUGUUCAAAAUCUAAGCAGUCAUCAAAGCUUGGAGAUAAAACAUUUUCAAACAGAAAGGACUUAAAACCAGGAGGGCCAAUACAUUCAGAGAGGAAACGCCUUAGAAAACCAAGUAAACGGCUUCUGGAAUAUGCAGAAGAAUAUGAUCACUUAUUUGCACCUAAGAAAAAAUCAAAGAAGGGCCAGGAGCAAUUGCAAAAGGUGAAUUCUGUGGUGAGGUCUGAUUUUGAAGGAGGUCUUCCUGCACAAUGCAGUCCUGACAGAAAUACCCAGCGGGGGCAGAGUCCUUUGGUUUCAACUCCAUCUUCAACCAAAGAGUGCCCUCCCAUCCUUGAAGCAGAGUGCUCCUUCUCAGAACUAGGAUCCCAUUCCACUGAUCCCACUGCUCAACUUCUGGAAGGACCUUCAAGUUUUCCAGAGCUGGUGCUGUCUUCCUCAGAUGUUUCUGAAGUUUCUGCUUCUCCAGAUGCAGAAGAGAGAUUCCUGAAAUCAGGAAACUUCGAAAGCAAGCGUCAGAGGAAGCCCACUAAAAAGCUCUUGGAAUCCAAUGAUUUGGACACUGCCUUUAUGCCAAAGAAGGAGGAGUGGACUCCCCCAAAGAAGGGCACUGGCCCUUCAGAGAGUGACAGCUCUGAGCUCUAUUCACCAGCCCACUUCUCGGACCUGGGAGAAGCUUCUGAAAAGCUCUUGGAGAAGCAGCGGAAGCGGAAGAGACAGCGCCAUACCUCUGCUGCAAUGCAUUCCAAGAAGGAGAGAAUUGAGGAGGGGCUGGGGGAGACCCCACACUCUGAGGGGGAGAUAUCAGUUCACGGGACCGCUGCAAGCCCCAAAGAGGGUAACGAAGAGGGGUCAGAGAACGACCAUGGAGUGCCUUCGUCCAAAAAAAUGCAGGGAGAGCGUGGUGGAGGAGCAGCUCUCAAGGAGAAUGUGUGUCAGAUCUGUGAGAAGCCAGGAGAAUUGUUGCUGUGUGAGGCGCAGUGCUGUGGUGCUUUCCACCUGCAGUGCCUUGGGCUGUCCGAGAUGCCAAAGGGCAAAUUCAUCUGCAAUGAGUGUUCCACAGGAGUCCAUACCUGCUUUGUGUGCAAGAGCUGCGGGGAAGAUGUAAAACGGUGCUUGCUGCCCCUCUGUGGGAAGUAUUACCAUGAAGCAUGCAUACAAAAGUAUCCGCCCACAGUCAUGCAGAACAAGGGCUUCCGAUGCUCCCUGCACAUAUGCAUGACUUGUCAUGCUGCUAACCCAGCAAACAUCUCUGCAUCUAAAGGUCGCUUGAUGCGCUGUGUGCGGUGUCCUGUUGCAUACCACUCCAACGACUUCUGCCUUGCUGCUGGGUCCGUGGUCCUCGCCUCCAACAGCAUCAUCUGCCCCAAUCACUUCACUGCACGGAGGGGCUGUCGCAACCAUGAGCACGUCAACGUCAGCUGGUGCUUUGUCUGCUCGGAAGGGGGCAGCCUUUUAUGCUGUGAGUCGUGCCCGGCUGCAUUUCACCGUGAGUGUCUAAACAUUGAGAUGCCAGAGGGAAGCUGGUAUUGUAAUGAUUGCAAGGCAGGCAAAAAGCCACACUACAAGGAAGUAGUCUGGGUGAAAGUUGGGCGCUACAGGUGGUGGCCAGCUGAGAUUUGCCAUCCUAGGACAAUUCCUGUCAACAUCCAGAAAAUGAAACAUGACAUCGGUGAAUUCCCUGUGCUGUUCUUCGGCUCCAAGGAUUACCUGUGGACGCACCAGGCCCGUGUGUUCCCUUACAUGGAGGGUGAUGUCAGCAGCAAAGACAAGAUGGGGAAGGGCGUGGAUGGCAUAUACAAGAAAGCUCUUCAGGAAGCUGCAGUAAGAUUUGAAGAGUUGAAGGCACAGAAAGAACUGAGACAGCUUCAGGAAGACAAAAAGAAUGACAAGAAACCUCCUCCCUACAAACAUAUCAAGGUGAACCGGCCGGUGGGGAAGGUUCAGAUCUUCACUGCAGACUUGUCCGAGAUACCACGUUGCAACUGCAAACCAACAGAUGAAAACCCAUGUGGCCUGGAUUCCGAAUGCAUCAAUCGCAUGUUGCUCUAUGAAUGCCACCCCCUGGUCUGCCCUGCUGGGGAGCGCUGCCAGAACCAGUGCUUCUCCAAGCGGCAGUAUCCUGAGGUACAAAUUUUCCGCACGCUGGCACGAGGCUGGGGCUUGCAAGCCAAAACAGACAUCAGAAAGGGUGAAUUUGUUAAUGAGUAUGUUGGGGAGCUAAUUGAUGAAGAGGAGUGCCGAGCCCGAAUCCGCUAUGCUCAGGAGCAUGACAUCACCAAUUUCUACAUGUUGACACUGGAUAAGGAUCGAAUCAUUGAUGCUGGGCCAAAGGGCAAUUACGCUCGGUUCAUGAACCAUUGCUGCCAGCCAAACUGUGAGACUCAGAAAUGGUGUGUGAAUGGCGAUACUCGGGUCGGGCUCUUCGCAAUUGUAAAUAUCAAAGCUGGGACUGAGCUGACUUUCAACUACAAUCUGGAGUGUUUGGGAAAUGGAAAGACUGUUUGUAAAUGUGGUGCCCCAAAUUGCAGUGGCUUCCUAGGAGUACGGCCAAAGAGCCAACCCACCCUCACUGAGGAAAAGUCCAAGAAGCUAAAGAGACGGCCGCAGAUGAAGCGCAGGUCGCAGGCGGAGGUGAUGAAGGAGCGAGAGGACGAGUGUUUCAGCUGUGGGGACGGAGGGCAGCUAGUUUCUUGUAAGAAGCCAGGCUGCCCCAAGGUGUACCACGCAGACUGCCUCAACCUGACCAAGAGACCUGCAGGAAAAUGGGAGUGCCCGUGGCAUCAGUGUGAUAUGUGCGGUAAGGAAGCAGCUUCUUUCUGCGAGAUGUGCCCCAGGUCCUUCUGCAAGCAGCACCGGGAAGGCAUGCUCUUCAUCUCCAAGCUGGAUGGACGUUUGUGCUGCACAGAGCACGAUCCUUGUGGGCCUAACCCUCUAGAGCCGGGAGAAAUUCGUGAGUAUGUGCCUCCCAUAGGAGCCCUGACUAACAGCGAAGACACCCAGCCACCAGAGCAGCCACCUGCAGACACAGACCUGAGUGUUCAGCCUCUGGACAGCCUACCUCAGUCUGUGGCCCUCAGACUGCAGUCACCAGAAAAACCCCCCGCUACCCUAGCGCUGAAGCUGCCACCAUCAGACAAGCCUCCCACCACCCUAGCCUUGAGGUUGCAGCCAUCAAACAAGCCCCCCACCACCCUGGCCCUCAGGCUGCCUCCACCAGACAAACCACCCGCCACCCUGGCACUGAGACUGCCACCAUCAAAUAAACCCCCCACUACCUUGUCACUGAGGCUGAAGCCAUCGAACAAACCCCCCACCACCCUCUCGCUCCGGCUGCAGCCUUCAGACAAACCUCCCACAACCCUGUCACUCCGCCUGCAGCCAUCGGACAGGCCCCAGGCUGCCCUGUCCCUAAGGCUGCAGUCAGAGAAGCAACCCAUCAUCGUAGCGCUGAGGCCUCAGCAGCCCGACAAACCUCCCACCAAUGCGGUGCUGUGGCCACUGGACGAGUCCUCCAGUGAUGCUUCACAGUCUCAUCUGCCGAGCAAAUCUCCUCCGGGAACACCACAGUCAUCAGACGAGUCACUUGUUACUGCUGGUGCCCUGCAGCUCCAGCUGUCGGACGAGCCUCCAGCCGCCCCUGGGGUUUUGGGGUUAUCGGACAAGUCUCUCAUUGACACCAGGACCCAGCAGCCUGAGCUGCUGGAUGAGUUCCCAGUGAAAUGCCUGCAUCCUCAGCUGUCGGAUAGACUUUUCACCACGGUGGGGACCCUGCAGUCCCAGCCAGUGGAUGAGCCUCCUGCAGCUGAUCAGCCUCAGCCAUUUGACAAAGCUUCUGCCCAGAGUCCACAGCUUCGGUCUGUGGAAAAGGCUCCCAGCUCCAUGGUGCCACAGGUCCCAGCAUCAGAGAUGGCUCCUGGUCCUGGGGUGCUGUGGCCUCUGCCCAUUGAAAAAGUCCCCAGCUCACCAGUCUCACGGAUCCUGCCCGUGGAGAAGGCUUCUGGAUCAGCUGUGCCACGGCCGCCACCUCCAGAGAAGGCUUCCUUCUCCAGGGCAGUGCGGGUCCCAGCCAUGGAGAAUGCUCCCAGCUCUGGGGUGCCCCGUCCCCUGCCUCCGGAGAAGGCUCCUGCCUCGGGGAUGCCACGGAUCCUGCCCACAGAGAAGGCUCCCAGCUUAGGGGCGCCACGGCCCCUGCCUCCGGAGAAGGCUCCUGGCUCCCGGUCACUGCACAUCCUGCCCAUGGAGAAGGCUCUUGGCUCAGGGGCCCUGCGGAUCCCACUCAUGCAGAAGGCACUCACCCCUGGGGUGCUGCGGUCCCUGCCUCCGGAGAAGGCUGCCGACUCCGGGGCCCUGCGGGUCCUGCCUCCAGAGAAGGCGCUCAGCUCUGGGGUGGUUCGGCCUCAGCUCUCGGAGAGGUCUCUCACUCUUACAGCCCCAUGGCCCCAGACAUCGGACAAGCUGGCUGCUGCCGUGGCUCCUCGGCCUCAAGCCUUGGACAAGCCUCUGGCUGCGUCAGCUCCGAGGCUGUUGCUGUCGGAGAAGGCGCUGCGGCCUGUUGACCAGAAUGCUCAGCCGAAGGAGAGAGGAGCCCCAGCUGUGGAGCUGAGUCCCCAGCAGAAAGAGAGGACCAUGUUAGCUGGUGAGCAAAUCUCUUGGUCUGCUGGGAAGGCGGUGACACAUGUUGGACAGGUACCUUGGCCUAUGGAGAAACUACAGACGCAUGAGCAAACCCACUGGCCUACUGCAAAAGCCCUGAUGCCUGCAGAGCAGCCAGCCCGGAUAGCAGAGAAACUACCAGAGCCAACCCUUCAACCCAGCUGGGAAGUGGCCUCAGCCCCUGCAGAACAAACCCCUUGGACAUCAGAGAGAUUGCGUGCAUUUGAGCAGACCCCUCGGCCAGCCAGGGAAGCGCCGGUGCCCCCAGAGCAGAUGCAGUGGCUUGUCACGAACAUUCAGACAAUUGACCAGAUUUCUUGGCUGAGUGGAAAAGCACAGACUCCUCGGGGGCAGGACCCUUUGCCUGAACAAAACACAGCGCUAGCCCGUAACCAGGAUUCUGUCUGUCGUGAGUUGGCCGACUCAGAGCCAAAGUGAGGUUGGUGAAUAUGGGAGGCAGGUUUCAGUCUUUUAAUGUUUAGGGAGGGGGAUCUUUGUUUUGUUUUUUUUAUUCACUUCCCUGAGCCCAGCCCCUAACCCAUGCACAUCCCAUCCAUAUUCUCUCGUGACAUGAGCAAGGACAUUCUCUUAAGUCUGAGUGUGGCCCAGCCGAAGGGAGAGAGCAUCCGUGACCUUUUCCUCUUCCUUUUACAAAUGGUAAAGCUGAAAUAAAGAGUCCACUCUGCGUAAAAAUCUCCAAUUCCAUUUAAAUGGUCACAUUACUGAUCCUACGUGUUCGAGCUCCAGGUCUGAUUUGUAGGCAGGUUCCCAGGUACAGCUAGGAGCCUUGCUCUUAUUACUGUAUUUAGAGGAAGCAGAUCAGUCAGGCUGCCCUGGGACUGGAGAUGUUUCAGGGAUCAGGCGGUGAGCAGUCAGGUGUAUGCCCUUGCUGGACUCUGUAGAAGCAGGGAACAGGUUUAUCUGUCAUCUGCCCAGGUCUCUGUCCCUGCAGAGUGUUGCUUUGCGAGGUUUGACCGUAUGUUCACUGGGACAUGCUGCGUACGUAGUUCACUGAAGGACAGCUAUCGUCUGCAGCUGAGCUGGUAUAGGAGCCUGCUGCACUCACUCAGUGCAGUUUUCUCCAGCAAUAGACAAUAUCCAUUCAGGCUCCUUUGUACAAAGCUGCGACUGGCCAGGCCCGAGAAACGGGGAAUCUGAAGGAGGUCAGGGGAGAGUGUCAUCUUGGAAGAAGCCAUCUGGCAGUUUUUUCAUUCUUGUGUCUUAAUCCUUUAGCACAGGACAUGCGGAGUGUUUCCUGCACUUGAAAACAUUGUGACCUAUAAAGCAGCAAUAGCAGAGUAGGGCAGAGUGGGUUUCCCCAAGGUGCUGAGCACCAUCCUAGCAGGGUGGUGGUGCUCCCUUUCAAAUUUCCAUCCAGUCUCUUGACUUUUUGUCGUCACCAUGAGCCAGCAGACUGAGCAGUCUUUUCUCCCCUUGCCUCAGACAUGUUCAGGACGUGUUCGCAUCAUACCUGGUCUUCCCAGCAGCAGGACGCACUGCUGAGCUGCAAGUGAAGCCUGUACUGUUCGCUACACAGCACGGAGGCAAGGGUGCCGUAGCUGUAUCGGGACCCAUCUCGACACCUUCCCCUUGGGUAGCUUCUGGCUUAACUCUUCUACAACCAAAGGAGACUUGAAUUAACUGGACCGUGUCGGUGUGCGUGUGUGUGUGUGCGCAUGUGUGUCCUUCCAACUGAAUAGUAGUUCUCACACUGGAAGACGGUGGGUUCCAGCAGCUGGCUGGCUUUCUUUUUUCCUCUUCUCCCUUUUCCAGUUAAGGAGAUGUUUAGUACCUGGUGGUCAUCAGGCUGGUGUCCAGACUAGGCCUGCUGAAAGCCGUUUACUCAAGCAUUGAGGCAGAAGUUCACUUGGCCGUGGUACUCGUGGGGCAAGCGGUAGCAUCCCAGGGACCUGCAGAGUGGCGUCUUGCAACCGCCGGCACCCUUGCAGGCAGGAGGAGGAUGGGCCUCCCUGGGCAGCACUGCUCGGGCUGGAUGGGGUUGGUAUCCUGCCAAGGAAGCACUGCUGACCAACACACUCUCCCACUUUCACAACACAUUACCUCUGUGGUUUGCCUGAGCUCUGCCGAUCCGGGUGCCGCAGCCUCGGAUCUCCGUGCCCGCUACCAGACCAUUGCACAGCUCCAGCAUAUCCUUCUGCUUCCAGGCAGAUCUGCCAGUCCCUCCCUGGAAAGGGAGCAUUCAGCUCCAGGCUGACCCUCUCCCUCUGACGUGGGAGCAGGUCCUUGUUCCCACCUGGUUUGCAAGUGCCUGCUGCUCCCAGAGCAGACAGUCAUGAGCUUUGUGGUUUUCUAUGAAGGGAGGCAGACACUUGUACUGAGACAAAUCCUGAUCCAUUCUCCUUUCCUGAUGUAUGCACCCCAAGACAAUGUCCUGCUGUGAAGGCCGGGUGUGCUGGGCACGAGGGGACAUUACCAGUGCUAUGGUGCAUCUCUUCUCUAGUCCAAAUCAUUUCAGAUCCUUUGUAGAAUAGCUAGCAACUUCAAAAAGCUUUAUGGCUUAUGGAAACUUACUGUUUAACUUUUUUUUUUUUCCGGGAAGACUGGCAGGUCAGUUCCUGCUUGCUGCUGAAACUGGGGAAAUGCAAGCAGCUUGUGUUUCUGCGUGACUCCUGCACAAAGGGAAUCAGGACAACUCCUCAGAGCCAUUGAGAGAGAAGAUAAUCUAAGGGCAUUCAUUAACUUUUUUAAACAAAAUU